Melitaea cinxia (Glanville fritillary) is the source of this 1446-nucleotide messenger RNA. RefSeq names its product translocation protein SEC62 (gene Trp1). Gene Ontology annotation, cellular component: endoplasmic reticulum membrane; endoplasmic reticulum. The transcript has 8 exons. The coding region runs from base 131 to 1267 and encodes 378 amino acids. Lineage: Eukaryota; Metazoa; Arthropoda; Insecta; Lepidoptera; Nymphalidae. The record is from RefSeq and is a predicted model, not a curated record. Gene Ontology annotation, biological process: post-translational protein targeting to membrane, translocation.
UUUGCAACAUUAAUUUAUUAUUUUAUUUUAAAACUAGCAACAUUAAAAUUGCGGUGCGUCAUAGAAAACUGAAGAAAUAAUAUUUCAGUAAAGACAACAAAAAUCGCUACGUUGACAAUUUUACGUUAUAAUGGCAGACAAGAGGAAAAUUAAAAAACGGAAAGAGGAGUUCGGUGAACCUCUCGUAUCAGAGAAGCCGACGAGUGAAGAGUACGCUGUUGCGAAAUGGCUGAAGGCUAACGUCCCUACAAAGAAGACGAAAUUCCUCAACCACCACGUUGAAUACUUCACAGGCACAAAGGCAGUAGAUGCACUUCUUACCUCGAAAUGGGCAACUGGAAACAAUCCGAUCUUCAUAACGCGACACGAUGUCACCGAUUAUUUGCAUCAAAUGCUUGUGCACAAACUAUUCCAUAGAGCUAAGAAGGUACCAGUUAGUGAGCAAGAGUUAAAAGGAAAAAAGAAGAAGGACAGAGAUAAUGCAAAGAGUGGUGAUGAGAAGGAUGGAGACAAAAGUCAAGCGAGUGCCUGUGAAUCUAAGGACAAAGAUGGCAAGGAUAAGGAAAAGGAAAAGAAGAAGCGCAAGAUUCGUCUGGAAAUGCACAUGGAACAAAUGUUCUUAGACAGUUUGGACGCAUAUGUGUGGAUAUAUGAUCCUAUGCCGUGGUACUACUGGCUUUGUGGCGCGCUAGUGGUGUUUGGAACUAUAGGUGUCUGCAUGUUCCCACUCUGGCCGGCUACUGUUAGGAAAGGUGUUUAUUACCUCAGUGUCGCUGCAGCGGCAUUCCUAGUAAUGAUAAUAGCAUUGGCAGUUCUAAGAGUGGUAGUGUUCUGUCUUGUUUGGAUACUAACUCUGUCCAGGCAUCAUUUGUGGCUUCUACCCAAUUUAACUGAGGAUGUUGGAUUCUUUGCCUCGUUCUGGCCACUUUAUAAGUACGAAUAUCGUGGACCUGGCUACCAAAGCGAUAAAUCAUCGAAAAGCAAGAAAAAACGUAAGAAAGAUAAAAACUCAGAUGAAGAAGAUGAGAAAACUCCUCUAGUGCAAGCCGAGAAACAAGCAGAGACCGUCUCUCCACCUCAAACGAAGACUGUAGAGACUAAGAAAGAGCCAUCUGUAGAAUCAAACGUACAAGAGGAUGCAACGGUCACGCAAGAUAAACUCUCAGAAUCAGAAUCAGAAAAUAGUCAACGAUCGUCAACAGACAGGGACUUUGAAAUGAUCGAACCAGCGGACGUUGAACCGGACCCCAAAGACAACGCAACUUAAAAAAUGGCUAUUUUUAUUAACCUAUCUAUACAAAUACUAGAGAUAUUUGACGUAAACGAAAUUAAAAUUUUGAUCUCUAGUAAGUAAAAAGUUAGGGUUAGAAAUAGGUCAUGAAUAAAUGUUAGAUAAUACAGACUUGUUGGGACAGAUUAAAAAUAAAUAUUUUUGCCCUUUCUUUA